AGCGAGUUUCGUGAACACGCUUUGUGUCUCUGGAUUUAUUCCAUCAGCUUGUCAACUUUUUUUUUUUUUUUUUUUUUGCGAUGUAACUAUUUGUCAAUACGCCUCUCCAACCUGGAAUGUAUGAAUCGUCCUUUUUGUUGAGCUUUUGGUGAAAAAAGAGCAUGUGAUCCCCCUCGAUAUCCUGAUUCAAUUGAUUAGUUCCAAUCACAAGAGAGAAGCUCUUUGCCUCUCUAAAAGACGGCGGAAUCUCAUUUCUGCGUCCGCCGUCGUUCUGCGUCUGUGCCUCGUCAUUCAGAAUAACUUCUUCGCCGCAUAUCAAGAGCAUUAGGAUGCAAGCCAUAAGGUCUCUGUUAAUCCCCAAGUGGUCGUCCGACGUGCGUCUGGACGGAAAGACGGCCAUCGUAACCGGUGCCAACACGGGAAUAGGCAAAGAGACGGCAAAAGAUCUGGCGGCCAGAGGCGCAAGGGUGAUUCUGGCCUGCAGGGACAUGGCGAAGGGAGAGCAGGCGGCCCGCGACAUCAUGAGGGAGGUGUCGUGCGCCAAAGUCGUCGCCAGGCACCUGGAUCUGGCCGACACCAAAUCCAUCUGCCAGUUUGCCGAGAACAUCUACAACACCGAGAAGGCUCUGCACUACCUGAUCAACAACGCCGGCGUGGCUCUUUGCGCUUUCGCCACCACCGUGGACGGAUUUGAGACGCAGUUUGGAGUCAAUCACUUGGGUCAUUUUUUCCUAACUUUCCUGCUGCUGGACUUGCUCAAGCACUCGGCGCCUUCCCGGGUCAUCACCCUUUCCUCCAUCGCUCACAUCAUGGGGAGGAUCCAGUUUGACGACCUGGCCGUCGAGAACAACUACCACCCCGCGCGGGCUUAUGCCCAGAGCAAGUUGGCUAACGUUCUCUUUACCAGAGAGCUAGCCAAGAGGACUGAGGCAUUAGGGGUGACGGCUUACUCGGUGGACCCCGGCACUGUCAACACUGAGAUAACCAGGCACAUCGGGUGGCCGAUGGCAGAAAUCAUCCAAAUGUUUUCCGGUCUGCUCAAGACUUCGGCAGAGGGGGCCUACACCACUAUCUACUGCGUGGUCACUCCUGAGAAUGAAUUGACGAACGGAGGGCACUACAAGGAUUGUGCCUAUUCCAAGGGCUGCAGGGCCGGGCGCGACGAUGGCACGGCUUUAAAACUGUGGGCUGCCAGCUGCCACUUGCUGGGCAUCCGUUGGAGAUGAACAUGAAGAGCGAUCUCACGCUGAUGCUCGGUGCUCAGAACAUGUGUCUGAAAAAAAAGACAAAGGCUGACAUUGCAGGUCUCUCAAAUGAUUAAAAGAUACUAUUGAGCAAAAG
Molecule: messenger RNA, 1341 nt
Organism: Hippocampus comes (tiger tail seahorse)
Lineage: Eukaryota; Metazoa; Chordata; Actinopteri; Syngnathiformes; Syngnathidae
Product: retinol dehydrogenase 12
Exons: 7
Coding region: 330-1226 (298 amino acids)
Source: RefSeq, a predicted model, not a curated record